Molecule: messenger RNA, 540 nt
Organism: Mercenaria mercenaria
Lineage: Eukaryota; Metazoa; Mollusca; Bivalvia; Venerida; Veneridae
Product: ubiquitin-conjugating enzyme E2 D4-like
Exons: 5
Coding region: 130-525 (131 amino acids)
Source: RefSeq, a predicted model, not a curated record
UCAUUUUAUUACUACACCGAGACACAGUUAAUUGGGAAGUAACGCGGUUCAAUACACAAAUAAAUACAUUACAGCUGUCAAGUGACCGACAGAGAAUAUUAUUCAAUUUAAUCAUAAACUGAGAAGAAAAUGGCUCAAAAGAGGUUAAAAAAGGAAUGUAAAGAUAUAAACAUCGACCCUCCACCUGGUUGCUCAGCUGGCCCAGAUGAUGAUAAUUUAUUCAGAUGGUCAGCCUCCCUUACAGGACCAGAAGGAAGCCCAUACCAAGGAGGUGUGUUCUUCCUAAAGAUGAUGUUCCCAACAGAUUAUCCUUUUAAACCUCCAAAGGUUGUAUUUGACACAAAGAUAUAUCACCCAAACAUCAACAAUCAUGGUAAUAUAUGUCUGGAUAUACUGAGGUCUCAAUGGUCUCCGGCUCUUACUGUAGGCAAAGGUAGGUUCAUUCAUUCUUGUUUUUGUUCCUCACUUAAUCAAGUUGGAUUUUUUUUCAGAUUUCUAUUACGUACAAACUUAAAGGACAUUUGAGCACACCAUGAGAAA